Dermacentor andersoni is the source of this 3884-nucleotide messenger RNA. RefSeq lists its product as uncharacterized. The record is from RefSeq and is a predicted model, not a curated record. Gene Ontology annotation, molecular function: nucleobase-containing compound kinase activity; ATP binding. Lineage: Eukaryota; Metazoa; Arthropoda; Arachnida; Ixodida; Ixodidae. Gene Ontology annotation, biological process: nucleobase-containing compound metabolic process.
GAAGUUUUGUGCUCGAUGCGUUCAUCAUCACGCAGCGGCGGGUGAGUGUUACAAACUUUAGGCGCAGUGGCAUUAAUCUAGCAACAUGUAGCUCCUCUUACUGUUUUGGUGUAAGAGCCAAUUCAGAGUAAAUUGCGUUUGUUGCCGCAUGCGUUAAGAAUCUUAUCGCGUUUUCUUGAAUUGUUUAAGUACCGACACUGUGCGAACUAAAUCAAAACAUUCGCAAUGUAGGGGACAUAUAUACGUGGUUUCGGGAGGAAAGAAUUGUUUUGCUACUGUUUUUUUUUUCUUUCUUUUUUGCCUCGUUAUGUAUAAGUACUUCAGUUUUAAUUUUUUAUGCUCCAUGUCCAGCAGGCUUGUUUUUUGUAUGCAGCUGCGCGCGCAGCUGUGUGAUGGUUGCCAAGAUUAUCGCUGUUACAUUGAGCUGCGCUUCGUAUUGCCGCUUUCUCUUUUACGGUCAAUUGUGUAUCAUCCGUAAGAGGUGUAGCGAGCAGGACCAGGUCAUCUACCUUAAGUGUUUUGCCCUGCUAGCCUUCGUUGACAUCUGCAACCAUGAUCUACAUGUACUCGCGUCUUAAGACCAAUGGGCCAUCCAUUAUCUAAAUAAAGCUUCAUAAUCAUCAUAAUCCUAGUUAUUGCGCCUUCUGCUUCUUCCUCAGCAUUCUUUAUACCGGUAUUGUUUUGCACCCGCCUCCCAUUUCGCUGCGUGUUCGUGUGUAUUUUGUGUAAACAUAUCUCGUAUAUGUUUCCUCAUCUUAAAAAAAAGAAAAAAAAAGAAGAAAUUAAGCUGAUAUUGAAGACAUGGCUAUACUUAGUCAGGUCAAUUUCCUAAGCCUGCGAUUUCUUCCUGCUCCUUCUAGAGUGGCAUUGAGGUUUCGGCAGACGAGCGCGAACUCGUUGUUUCUUGUGUGUCCAACAAGAGAACAAAUUUUCAGGGAGCGCACGCCCGUGACGCGCAUUUUAGAUUGUCUCGACCAAUGUGAAAUAUUUUCCACUCGAUCCAGAAGAAAAGAAGAAAAUGUUUAAGCCAAGGCCGAUCCUCCGUAGUGGGUUCAGCUAUAUCCGUAGGCACCAAGCCAAACUGUCACGGGAAGGUACAGCCGGUGGUCGAAGACGAAGAAGCGAUAGUCCCCGCAAUGGAGCCGAGACGGCGGCAGAAAAAUUGAGUCCAAGUCGGGGGCCCCAUUUCGCCCCACCGCUACCUCUGUCUGCGACCGCAGUACGUCGUCGCUGCCGAGGCUACCGCCAACAUGGAGUCGGAGCAGUCGCAGAGACCGCGAACACUGCGCUACCAGAGCAACACCACUUUCCUCAUCGGUCCGAAUGCAUCGACGGUGCCAGGUAGGUCUAUGCUGCCUGGGCUGCUGCAACGAAAUUCCCAGUCGACGAUCACGACAACUCCGGGCGGCCGCACGUGGCCGCCACAGUCGCCGCCGGCGCUCGGCGCUGAACCCGCUGUAGCUGUCGUGGAAGCGUCCGAGCUACUGCAAGUCGGUUCUAAUACUGCGAUUGCACCUCUUCCGUCACCAGCUGCGUAUGCGCCCGCCGCGCUUCGGCGCUCUCACAUGACCACUUCGCUGACCGAAGUGUCCGCUCGAGUGACCGAAGUGCUCGGCGCGAGCGGCUCCCUCGACCCCAUCGGGAGCUUGGGCUCCAUGCCUUCAGUGCCGCCAGCGUCUACAGUGCCGCCAGCGUCUACAGUGCCGCCAGCGUCUACAGUGCCGCCAGCGUCUACAGUGCCGCCAGCGUCUACAGUGCCGCCAGCGUCUACAGUGCCGCCAGCGUCUACAGUGCCUCCGGCGUCUACAGUGCCUCCGGCGUCUACAGUGCCUCCGGCGCCGUCAGUAUCCGGAUGGGCAGGACGAGCCGCGCCCGGUCCACCGCUGAGGCGCCCUAACAUGCCGGCGUCAGUGACAGAUGCGCACGGCUUCGGCAGUUCGACGGAAAGCGCCGGCAGCGUGACAACGCCAAGCCGGCAGCCCUACUUCGCGACAUCGAUGACAGAGGCGCCGGGCUCUGUGGCCAUCAGCAGCAUGGGAGUGAUCGGGUGCCCCAGUCCAAGAAAUAGCCUCGGUAGUAUGCCGCCCGGAAUGCCUCCGGCACCUCGGCCCUUACGACCACCGCCCCCGCGGAGGUCGCUCUCUCCUGGACAACUGCCGCCGCGUCCUCCGCCACUGGGGCGCCGGUUUCCCGCACCGACUGGCGAAGAAAUUCGGCGUCGACCUCUUCCCGGCGUAGAUUUUCGCGACCGAGAGCGCAUCGAUGAAGGAUACGAUUCGGCGGAGGCAGUUGAUGGCAGACAGGAUCCUCAGCCGCCGCUCUCGCGCGCACCUCCUUCUGGCGUAGAUUUUCGAGAACGAGAGCUAUUCGACGAAGGAUACGACUCGGCGGAGGCAAUUAGCAGGCAGCCGCCUAAUCGCCGUUUGGGACCCUCUGUGUCCCGCUCCGCGCGGAGGCUACCCAAUGCCCCUCCUCGACCGGUGCCUGUGUCGGGCUCCAAAAGCGGCAGCGGACCACAUGUGUCGCGCAUCCGAAUGUUUCAGAUAGAACGCGAGUUUAGUACGUCCGCAGAAUCUGAGGCCCGCAAACAGACAAACGGCAACCAAAACGGCGCGCCGCGGCGUGCCCCGACACCGCCGCCGCCGCGGCCAGAGAAUCCCGAUGACUCCACGUUCGAUGACUACGGUCAAAGUCGACCGAGAGUAUGCAACUGUCCGGGCACCGUCAUGAUUCGCCGCGGACCACCACGUCGAUCUACCAGCGGCCGCCUUCGCGGCGCCUAUAUCAAGAACGAUGACGACGACGACGACGAAAUGGAGGACCUGUACAUGAUCAGGAAGUCCAAAAAGAAAAGGAAGAGGAAGCAGACCCCUCCGCCGCCGUCUCCUCCUCCUCCUGUCACACCAACGCCGUCGAGUGGAUUCAUGAGCUUCCUUUCGGGCCUGGUGGGAGGACGUCAGCAGCCGCCGCCGAUAGCGCCACCAGCGCGACAUGCUGGGACAGACUCGGACAGCGACGAUGAGAGCGAGUACGAGUUGCGCCGAUUCGACCGUCGCCAGCUGGAGAACUUUGUACGCAAGAUCGACUUUAAGCAGCUCGCCCAAGACGAUGAGACCAAGGAGGGCCGGAAGGCGAAAAGGAAGGAGGAAAAGAAAGAAGGAGAAAAGCCGGAGGAGAAAAACCCAGAGGGGAAAGCGCCCGAGCCAGAGAAGAAAGAGGAAAAGCCGCCUGAAGUAAAGACGGAGCCUGCUGUUGCACCCAUGGAAGGGCCACUGGACGUCAAGGUGCCAGUCGUGUUCGUCUUUGGCGGACCCGGCUCUGGCAAGGGCACACAGUGCGACAAGAUAGUGCAAAAGUACGGCUUCACGCACAUCUCGUCAGGCGACCUCCUGCGAGCGGAAGUGGAGUCUGGCAGCGAUCGGGGCAAGGAGAUCAACGAGAUCAUGAAGAAGGGAGAGCUUGCCCCACUGGCGAUGAUCCUACAACUGAUCAAAGAGGCCAUCAAGAAAAACCUAGCGACAGCCAAGGGCUUCCUCAUCGACGGCUAUCCGAGGAACGUUGAGCAGGGCGUGCGCUUCGAAGCUGAGGUGUGCAAGUGCACCAACCUUGUGUACUUCGAGGUGAAGGACGAGACGAUGACGACUCGGCUCAUGAAACGUGGUCAGACGAGUGGCCGCGUGGACGACAACGCAGAGACCAUCGCCAAGCGACUCAAGACCUUCCACGACGAGUCGACGCCUGUCCUAGAGAAGUACAAAGCCAUCGUUCAUAAGAUCUCAGCAGAAGAGGAGCCAGACAAGGUGUUCCAAGCGGUCACGCAGCUCUUCGACCAAAUAACCAAACCGCAAUAGUCAAGGAAUUAAAGUCGAACAUGUACAUACUUA